This is a messenger RNA of Meriones unguiculatus (Mongolian gerbil), 954 nucleotides long. RefSeq names its product olfactory receptor 2W1-like. The coding region runs from base 1 to 954 and encodes 317 amino acids. Gene Ontology annotation, cellular component: membrane. The record is from RefSeq and is a predicted model, not a curated record. The transcript has a single exon. Gene Ontology annotation, biological process: G protein-coupled receptor signaling pathway. Lineage: Eukaryota; Metazoa; Chordata; Mammalia; Rodentia; Muridae. Gene Ontology annotation, molecular function: olfactory receptor activity; G protein-coupled receptor activity.
AUGGACACAAGCAACUACAGUGCUCUGCAUGUGUUUAUUCUGUUUGGCUUCUCUGAGCACCCACAGCUGGAGAUGAUGCUCUCUGGAGUUGUCACCUUCUUUUAUAUUAUUACCUUGGUGGGUAACACAGCUAUCAUUCUCGCCUCCCUCCUGGAUCCCCAUCUCCACACACCAAUGUACUUCUUCCUCAGGAACUUAUCCUUCCUGGAUUUGUGUUACACCACAAGCAUUGUCCCUCAGAUGCUGGUUAACCUGUGGGGACCUGAGAAGACCAUCAGCUCCGUGGGUUGUAUUGUGCAGCUUUACGUGUAUAUGUGGCUGGGCUCCAUUGAGUGUCUUCUCCUGGCUGUCAUGUCCUAUGAUCGUUUCACGGCUAUUUGUAAGCCAUUGCACUAUUUUGUAAUCAUGAAUCCACGUCUGUGUAUCAAAAUGAUUGCCAUGGUCUGGGGUGUUAGUCUGGCCAACUCUGUAGUGUUAUGCACACUCACUGUCAAUUUACCUCGGUGUGGACACAACCUUCUGGAUAAUUUCUUGUGUGAAUUACCAGCCAUGAUCGAGAUCGCUUGUGUAGACACCACAACAGUUGAAAUGUCUGUUUUUGCUCUAGGAAAUGUCAUUAUCCUUCUGCCCCUCAUCCUUAUUCUUAUUUCCUAUGGCUACAAAGCCAAAACUGUGUUCAACAUGAAGUCAAAGGCAGGGCAACGAAAAGCUAUAAACACCUGUGGAUCUCAUCUCACUGUCGUCUCCAUAUUCUAUGGAACUGUUAUCUACCUGUAUCUACAACCUGGCAACAGGGCCUCCAAGGACCAGGGAAAAUUCCUCACCCUCUUUUACACCAUCAUCACUCCAAGUCUCAACCCCCUCAUUUACACCCUAAGGAACAGAGACAUGAAAGAUGCACUGAAGAAACUUGUGAAGUUUUACUACAGAUUUGCGGAAAUAAGGAGAAACUAG